Paraglomus occultum is the source of this 209-nucleotide messenger RNA. NCBI's taxonomy places the organism in Eukaryota, Fungi, Glomeromycota, Glomeromycetes, Paraglomerales, Paraglomeraceae. The record is from the annotation of a GenBank genome assembly.
AAGUAAAGUUAGAAGAAAAAGAUAACAGAAUAGAGGAAUUGGAAGAGGGAGUAGAAGCAGAACAGGAAAUGGCUAUGAAAUCACUUGACAAAGCUGAGGAAUGGCAUGAGCGAAAAAACUUUGAAAUAGCUAUGCAGAAGGAUAUUUUUAUAUUUAACCAACAACAAAUAAUAGAAAAAUUGAGAAAGGAUUUAGAUGCUAGAGAUUAA